Messenger RNA from Lodderomyces margitis, 1644 nucleotides. It is a transcript of the gene PAP1, whose product is annotated as polynucleotide adenylyltransferase. Lineage: Eukaryota; Fungi; Ascomycota; Pichiomycetes; Serinales; Debaryomycetaceae. The transcript has a single exon. Gene Ontology annotation, molecular function: RNA binding; poly(A) RNA polymerase activity. Bases 1 to 1644 code for a protein of 547 amino acids. Gene Ontology annotation, cellular component: nucleus. The record is from RefSeq and is a predicted model, not a curated record.
AUGUCGAAAAGUUAUGGUGUCACGGGUCCUAUAUCUACAGACGAUCCCACGACAAAAGAAAUUGGCCUCAAUGAGUCAUUAAUACACGAAUUGAAAAGUAGGGGAUCUUUCGAGAAUGAGAAUGCGACAAAGAAACGAGCUGAGGUCUUAUCUUUGUUUCAGACCCUUGUACAAGAGUUUGUGUACAAAGUGUCUAAAUCUAAAAAUAUGUCCGAUGGAAUGUCAAAGGAUGCCGGUGGAAAGAUAUUUACAUUUGGAUCUUACAGAUUGGGAGUUUAUGGGCCCUCAUCUGAUAUAGACGCGCUAGUUGUUGUACCACGACAUGUAACCAGAGAAGACUUUUUCACCACUUUCGACCAAAUAAUUCGACAAAGGCCCGAGCUUCAAGAAAUCAAUGGAGUGGCAGAUGCAUAUGUUCCCAUAAUUAAGCUAGAAUUUGACGGUAUAUCAUUGGAUUUAAUUAUGGCUCGUUUGAAUGUCACUCGCGUUCCCCUAGACAUGACUUUAGACGAUAAAAACUUGUUGAAAAAUUUGGACGAGAAAGAUUUAAGAUCUUUGAAUGGUACUAGAGUUACUGAUGAAAUUUUGCAACUAGUUCCGAAGCCUGGUGUUUUCAAACAUGCGUUAAGAUGUAUAAAACUUUGGGCUCAACAAAGAGCUGUGUACGGAAAUGUAUUUGGAUUUCCUGGUGGAGUUGCUUGGGCCAUGUUGACAGCUCGAAUCUGCCAACUUUAUCCAAAUGCAGUCAGCGCUGUUAUAGUGGAAAAGUUUUUUAAUAUUUACACCAAGUGGAAUUGGCCGCAGCCUGUUCUUCUAAAAGCGAUCGAAGAUGGGCCUCUCCAAGUAAGAGUUUGGAACCCUCGUUUGUACCCUCAUGAUAGACUACACAGAAUGCCUGUAAUCACUCCAGCCUAUCCGUCUAUGUGUGCGACACAUAAUAUUACAAGCUCGACUCAAAAGGUAAUUACCCAUGAGCUUAUGCGUGGCUCCGAAGUUAUGAAAAACAUUUUAGAAGGACAAAAAACUUGGUUUGACCUAUUUGAGAGGCAUGACUUUUUCCAUAAGUAUAGGUUUUACCUUUGUGUAGUAGCCGCCACCUCGGACUCAGCCGAAGAACAUCAUAAAUGGCAUGGUUUUGUCGAAAGCAAGCUUAGACAGUUGGUUAUGAAACUUGAAGCCACAGAUGGUGUUGAACUUGCUCACCCUUAUGUUAAAGAUUUUUCCAAUGUGUACGUAUUAAAUGAUCAUAAUUCCAGUGAUAUUGUCAGUGCGUAUGGCACUUUGCUGGGUGAGAAUUUGAUUAAUUCGUUGAAGGAUCCUAUGAGCAAUGGUGAAGAAAAUAAAGCCAUUCGGUUGACUAAGUACUAUAUCGGUUUGGAGUUGAACUUAGACAAAAGUACCGAGGGGGUGAGAAAAUUAGACAUUCAACAACCAUGUUCUGACUUUUACAGUAUCUGCAAAAGUUUUGCUUCUUAUAAAGAGGAGGUCAAUUUCAUUCACAUCAAAAACGUCAAACUUUUCGACCUCCCUAAUGAUGUGUAUCUUGAAAACGAAACAAGGCCAAAGAAAGCAAGUAAGAAACGAAAAAAGGACGUUGCAGAAGAUACCCAGAAACGUGCGAAAAACGAAAUUACUGCUGCAUAG